Molecule: messenger RNA, 753 nt
Organism: Symbiodinium pilosum
Lineage: Eukaryota; Dinophyceae; Suessiales; Symbiodiniaceae
Source: the annotation of a GenBank genome assembly
AUGAACGUGCACGUGCCUAGAGGAGUAGAUGCUCCCAUCCUAGAGGCAGAAGAGGCAGAGGGUGAGGUACCGCUGCUUUCGCUGGCUGGGAUUCCAGGUCGUGAGCCGCCAAUUUACGUGGAGCUUCUGGAGCCGCAUGGCAGCAAACCGCUGCUGCCGACUGGUCAAGCCACCAACGUGCUGCAGCUGCAGGACGGCUCCCACAUUGAAGCCACGCUUGUGACCGCUGGCAACCCCACGAUUUUCGUCUCCUCACAAGCGGUUGGACUUCAGGGCCACGAGCUACCGAGCGAGAUGGACUACAGCCGCAUCCUUCCGAUUGUGGAUCAGCUGCGAGCACAAGCUGCACCGCUCUUCGGCAUCGAGGUCUCAGACCAGCCACGUGUGAGCUUUGUCGCAGAGCCGGCAUUCUAUACCACAACUGCUGGAGAUGAGAUCGAUGCAGGCGCCAUGGAUCUCCUUUCUAGAAUCAGCACGCCAGGUCGCAUCCACCAUGCAUUCACGGGCACCGGAUCCAUCGCCAUUGCAUGUGCUGCGCAGGUGGAGCAGAGCAUUCCGUGGCGCUGCAUUCCGGAAAGUCGUCGAGGGAACUUGUUACGCGUGGGGCAUCCUGGUGGCGUCAUGGAGAUCAAGGCCGACGUUCGCCACUCGGACUCUCGCGGAUGGCAUGCAGUUGGUGCAGGUUUCGAACGUACUUCUAGGUACCUGAUGCGCGGAGAUGUAUUCAUACCUCGCCUGGAACGAGCUCCUUGA